AUGCGCCCACAGUCGACAUCGCUCGGCCUAAGGCCAUGCCGUAACCUCCUCACCCCCCGUCGGAUCCCGUGCGGAGCGCGCAGCUUUGUCGCAACAACAGCGAUUCCGCUCCGCCGUAGCAGUAACCGGCCAGUAUUGUCCGCUUCGCAGUCUGCGACAUGCUUCCAACAGCAGAGAUGGAUCACAUUAAAACAUAUCCAACGUAUGAAGGACGGGGAGAAGGAGUGGGCUGGAUUCGCGAAGGAGAUCAAGGCUGGGAACAGGAAGAACUUUGCGCAACACCUGGAGGAGCGAGGCUUAAUUCAUGAUGUUGUCGGUGAGCGGGACUUGUUGCAUAAGGUUUUAACAGAGAAGCGGGCUGGAAUAUACGUUGGAAUCGACCCGACUGCACCCUCAAUGCACGUUGGACACAUGCUUCCUUUCAUGGUUCUGGCCUGGGGAUACGUCUGGGGCUUACCUGUAACCUUCCUACUCGGCGGUGCUACUUCUAGAGUCGGCGACCCAAGCGGGCGUCUCAAGGGCCGAGACGCAGUGCAUUCCUCAAUCCGAAAAGCAAACAUGGCUAGUAUGCACAUGCAAUUGAAGAAAUUAGGCUCGAGCAUUGAGCAGUACGGCAGGAGACAUGGAUACGAGAAGCGCCCGAUGUGGAAGCGGGCGUUGACGAACAACAACACUUGGUGGAACUCGAUGCCUUUCCUUGAAGUGUUGCGAGAUCUUGGCGCUUUCAUGCGACUUGGUCCUAUGCUCGGUAGAGAUACCGUCAAGACGCGAUUGAACCAAGGAGAUGGCAUGUCAUUCGCUGAAUUUUCCUACCCUAUUCUCCAAGCCUGGGAUUGGUGGACGCUGUUCCAAAAAGGCACUCAAAUCCAAGUCGGUGGUGCCGACCAAUAUGGAAACAUCUUGUUUGGCAUGGAGGCUGUUAAGUCUAUCAGCCGUAACACUGCCGACGAACAAAUCCGCAACCCAUUAGAAUCAGAACUAGAUCGGCCUAUCGGUUUCACAACACCGCUAUUGACAGCUCCGUCCGGUGAGAAGUUUGGCAAAUCCGCUGGAAACGCUGUCUGGCUCGAUAAGGACCUGACUUCUACAUUCGAACUUUACCAGUUCUUUGUGCGCACACCUGAUGAUGCUGUCGAACAUUACCUCAAGCUGUUCACUUUCAUCCCCUUGCCUGAAAUCACCACCAUCAUGGAAGAGCAGAACAAGGAUCCAUCCAAGCGCGUUGCGCAACACAAGCUCGCCCAUGAGUUUGUCGAGCUUGUUCAUGGCAAGGUCGAAGCUGAUGCUGUGGCUCUCCAACACCGCCAGCUUUUCCGUCCCCGAUCCUCAACUGCAGAGCCCACUCCUCUUAUGAAGUCAUCAUCUAUCGCCUCUGGCAACCCGCAAUCUCCUACCGCUGGCUUCCAGACUCCUCAAUCUGGGAAUCCAUAUGCCCCCCAAACAAACUGGGCCAACAUGGGCGAUAUCAAGGUCAUCCUUCCAGAAUCCCUUGUUUUCAACCAGCCCUUCAAUAAAAUUCUGUGGUCAGCUGGCCUUGUUUCGUCCAAGAGCGAGGGGCACCGAGUCAUUGUCAACAACGGUGCCAAGGUCGGAAGCCGUCCUGGUGACAGUGGUCCCAUGACGGACCAAUUGUCUUUCACGCCCAUCCGACCAUGGGAGGCAGAGAAAACAAAGGAGUUUGUUCUGAAUGACAACCUUUUAAUGCUAAAAUUGGGCAAGUGGAAGCUCAAGGCUGUUCACAUUGUGACUGAUGAAGAAUUCCGCGCGCAAGGGCUCACAGCUCCUGGAUGGGAGGAGACCGAGUCAAUUGAGCCGACAGAGCCGACCAAGUCGGACUAA
Messenger RNA from Penicillium vulpinum, 1839 nucleotides. Its product is annotated as tyrosine--tRNA ligase MSY1. The record is from RefSeq and is a predicted model, not a curated record. Bases 1 to 1839 code for a protein of 612 amino acids. The transcript has 4 exons. Gene Ontology annotation, biological process: tyrosyl-tRNA aminoacylation. Gene Ontology annotation, cellular component: cytosol; mitochondrion. Gene Ontology annotation, molecular function: RNA binding; tyrosine-tRNA ligase activity; ATP binding. NCBI's taxonomy places the organism in Eukaryota, Fungi, Ascomycota, Eurotiomycetes, Eurotiales, Aspergillaceae.